Messenger RNA from Perognathus longimembris pacificus (Pacific pocket mouse), 705 nucleotides. RefSeq names its product 5'-deoxynucleotidase HDDC2-like. Gene Ontology annotation, cellular component: cytoplasm. NCBI's taxonomy places the organism in Eukaryota, Metazoa, Chordata, Mammalia, Rodentia, Heteromyidae. The record is from RefSeq and is a predicted model, not a curated record. Gene Ontology annotation, molecular function: 5'-deoxynucleotidase activity.
GCGUAUUUGGGGUCCCGCAUGGCGUCGGCCCCGUCUGGGCUCGGGGCCCGCCCCCUGCUGCAGUAUCUGCGGCUGGUGGGGCAGCUCAAGAGAGUCCCACGGACCGGUUGGGUAUACAGAAAUGUGAAAAAUCCAGAGAGUGUAUCGGAUCACAUGUACCAGAUGGCAAUUAUGGCCAUGGUCACCAAAGAUAACCACCUUAACAAAGAUAGUACUAUGAAAUAGGUAACCCAGCUUCUACCAGAGGACCUCAGAAAGGAGCUCUAUGAACUUGGGGAAGAGUAUGAGACCCAGUCUAGUGCAGAAGCUAGAUUUGUAAAGCAGCUGGAUCAGUGUGAGAUGAUCCUUCAGGCAUUUGAAUAUGAUGACCUUGAGAAGAAACCCGGAUGGCUCCAAGAGUUUUAUGAUUCCACAGCAGGAAAAUUCAGUCACCCUGAGAUAGUCCAGCUUGUUUCAGAACUUGAGACAGAAAGAAAUGCGAACAUAGCUGAGGCCACCAACAAGCCUUUCUUGUGAGUGCUACAUUUCUGUAAUGUUUUAUUUCUGUUUCAUGUCUUUUUGCUAUUGUUGGUCUGCUGAUUUCUCCAGAUAUGAGUGUUUAUUUUCAGUUGGCACAGAACAGGAAGUCAUAUGAAAUACCAUGGAUGAAGACUAGAGAGGAUACUUCCUUUUUUAAAGAACUAAAUAAAUAUUAAAUAUCUUGAA